Messenger RNA from Lolium rigidum, 1598 nucleotides. Its product is annotated as oligouridylate-binding protein 1-like. Bases 113 to 1390 code for a protein of 425 amino acids. The transcript is spliced from 12 exons. NCBI's taxonomy places the organism in Eukaryota, Viridiplantae, Streptophyta, Magnoliopsida, Poales, Poaceae. The record is from RefSeq and is a predicted model, not a curated record. Gene Ontology annotation, molecular function: mRNA binding.
GGAACCAAAACAAACUCUGCCCUUCAUCUCUCUCCAGUCUCCACCCCGAUCUUCUAGACCCUUCCUUCCCCUCGCCUCUCCUGCCAAUCUACCGUCGCUUCACCGGGCAGCGAUGCUGCCCCAGCAGCAGCAGAACCAGGCGGCUGCGCUGAUGCAGCAGGCGGCCGCGCUGCAGUCCAUGUACCCGAUGCCACCGCCGCCGCACCACCACCACCUCCUCCUGGGCGCCGCGCCGCCGCAGCAGAUAGAACCAAUUCUUACUGGAAAUCUGCCACCUGGUUUUGAUACGAGUACAUGCCGCAGUGUGUAUGUCGGCAAUAUUCAUGUUCAAGUGACAGAGGCAUUUCUCCAGGAGAUUUUUCAGAGUGUUGGUUCGGUUGACGGAUGCAAGCUUAUAAGAAAAGAGAAGUCCUCUUAUGGUUUUGUUGACUACUAUGAACGCAGAUCAGCUGCCCUUGCAAUUUCGACACUUAAUGGGAGGCAAAUUUUUGGGCAGCCCAUCAGAGUUAAUUGGGCAUAUGCUAGUGGUCAGAGGGAGGAUACAACAGGCCAUUUCAAUAUAUUUGUUGGUGAUCUUAGCCCUGAGGUUACGGAUUCGGCAUUAUUUGCAUUCUUCUCAGGAUAUUCCUCUAGCUGCUCUGAUGCUCGAGUUAUGUGGGACCAAAAGACCGGAAGAUCAAGAGGUUACGGUUUUGUUUCCUUUAGGAAUCAACAGGAUGCACAGAUUGUCAUAAAUGGCUUAAAUGGUCAAUGGCUAGGAAAUCGGCAAAUUCGUUGCAACUGGGCAACAAAAGGUGCCAACAGUGGCGAGGACCAGCAAACAUCAGAUUUGAAAAGUAUAGCUGAUAUAACUAACAAUUUCACAGAAAAUGGGAAGGACAAAGCAAACAUAGAUGCUCCAGAGAAUAAUACACAGUACAGAACUGUUUAUGUUGGGAACCUUGCUCAUGAGGUUACUCAAGAUGUGCUCCAUCGUUUUUUCCACGCACUCGGUGCUGGAGCAUUGGAGGAGGUGCGUGUCCAGCAUGGUAAAGGCUUUGGAUUUGUGAAGUACACCAACCAUGCAGAAGCUGCCUUAGCAAUUCAGAUGGGUAAUAGCCGUAUUUUGGGCGGUAAACCGAUCAAGUGUUCCUGGGGUAACAAGCCCACACCUUCUGGUACCACCUCUGUGCCGCUGCCUCCUCCCGCUGCUCCUAGCCUCCCUGCUGCCGCUGAUCUCCUAGCAUAUCAACGCGCCAUUGCCUUGAACAGAAUGGCUUCGACCCAAGCAUUGAUGCAGGCUCAGCAAACAGCUGUGGGGAUGAGCGUCACGAAUCAGGCAAUGUACGAUGGAACUUUUCAGAACGUUGGUGCCCCACAACUGCAGCAGCAACAACUCAUGUACUACUAAUUCCAGCCUUCGAGGAGGCUCGUAUUUGUAAUUUGUGACCCAGAUUUUAUGUUUUUUUUCUCAUAUAUCUUCACACUACUUUCUGUCUCGGCUUCAUGUUUUUCUAUGACUUGGUAGUAUCUCUCUUUCUGUGUAGUGAUGCUGAUGCAAGCGGACCGUUUUUUUUUUUUUUGAGAUGAAGCUGACCUAAUAUCGCAUGUUUACACCA